Molecule: messenger RNA, 1733 nt
Organism: Cajanus cajan (pigeon pea)
Lineage: Eukaryota; Viridiplantae; Streptophyta; Magnoliopsida; Fabales; Fabaceae
Product: UDP-glycosyltransferase 72E1-like
Molecular function (GO): coniferyl-alcohol glucosyltransferase activity
Source: RefSeq, a predicted model, not a curated record
AAGCGCAUGAAUGGUAUAGAGGGUUUUGUCGGUCCAUAAAAAACUCUCUUGGUCUAAGAAAAGAGCAGAAAGAAAGGAAGGAAGGAAGUGCAGAGAUGGUAACAACAAAGCCACAUGCAGCACUUUUGGCCAGCCCCGGCAUGGGCCACUUGAUCCCCAUGGUGGAGCUAGGGAAGCGCCUCCUCACUCACCACGGCUUCCACGUCACCCUCUUCGUCGUCACCACCGAUUCCUCCACCACAACUCAGCUUCUCCACCAAACAUCAAACCUAAACUCCCUCAACAUCGUCCAAGUCCCUCCCAUCGACGUCUCCCACAAGCUCCCACCCAACCCACCUUUAGCCACACGAAUAACGCUAACCAUGAUGGAGUCCAUACCCUUUCUACGCUCCUCCAUCUUAUCCAUGAACAACCCUCCUCCUUCAUCUCUCAUCGUAGACAUGUUCGGCCUCGUCGCUUUUCCCAUGGCACGUGACCUCGCCAUGCUCACCUACGUCUUCUUCGCCACCAGCGCAUGGUUCUCCGCGGUUACUCUAUACUUUCCCUUCAUGGAUAAAAAAACGAUGGAGAGCCACGCCCAGAAUCACGAACCGCUUCUGGUUCCGGGUUGCGAACCGCUUCGGUUCGAGGACACGCUCGAACCGUUUUUGUUUCCGGGAGGGGACGUGUACGAGGGUUACCUCGAAGCAGCGAAGGCGAUUGUAACCGCGGACGGGAUCCUGAUCAACACGUGGCAAGAUCUGGAGCCUGCUGCCACCAAGGCGGUUAGGGAGCAUGGGAGUUUGGGGCGGUUCGUGUAUCCGGUUGGACCGUUGGUGAGAACCGUAGAGAGGAAACAGGAGCACGAGGUUUUGCGUUGGCUGGACCGGCAACCGGGUGAGUCGGUUAUCUACUUGUCGUUCGGGAGCGGUGGGACCCUGUCGGAGGAGCAAAUGAGGGAGGUGGCGUUUGGGUUGGAGCUGAGUCAGCAGAGGUUUGUUUGGGUGGUGCGGCCGCCCAACGAAGACGCCAGUGGCUCGUUUUUCGACGUGGCGAGCGGUGGUGACGUGGCGGUUGGUUACUUACCGGAAGGGUUUGUGAAAAGGACAGAAAAUGUGGGGUUUGUGGUCCCGAUGUGGGCCCCGCAGGCUGAGAUACUUGGACAUCCUGCGACGGGUGGUUUCGUGACGCACUGUGGUUGGAAUUCCGUUUUGGAGAGUGUCCUGAACGGCGUUCCCAUGGUGGCGUGGCCCCUUUACGCGGAGCAGCUGAUGAACGCUUUUAUGCUGUCGGGGGAGCUGGGGGUGGCGGUGCGGGUGGCGUCGGAGGAGGGCGGAGUAGUGCGGCGGGAACAGGUGGCGGAGUUGGUGAGAAGAGUGAUGGUGGGUUCAGAGGGUGGUGCUAUGAGGAAGAAAGUGAAGGAGGUGAAAGUGAGCGGAGAGAAGGCAUUGUCUUCUCGUGGUUGGCUUUGUGAAAUGAGCAAGAACUGUGAACUUCAUCUUCAGGCUAAAGUUUCCGCUGCUUAACGCUUAGGGGGUGCCACUGCCACUGAUCAUGAUGUCUUCAGCGACGUCGUUUGCUCUUGAAUUAAUCCUUCACCAUAUACAUAUUUUUCUUCUCUACGUUUAUCGUCUUUAAUUCAUAUUUUUGCGUUUUGCUUGCUCAUGGAAUACGCACGUCACACGGGUUUACAUUUAACUCUCACUUUAAGAAGUUAUAUAUAAUAUAUAUAUAUAAAUAAAUAAAUGUGAGUA